Messenger RNA from Acanthoscelides obtectus, 801 nucleotides. Lineage: Eukaryota; Metazoa; Arthropoda; Insecta; Coleoptera; Chrysomelidae. The record is from the annotation of a GenBank genome assembly.
AUGGAACUCAACCGAGAACAUUUUCGCGCCAUAAUUUAUUACAACUUUGAGAGACAAUUAUCGCAACAAGAAUGCCUUGCUGGGUUACUGUCUAUUUUCGGCAACGAAGCGCCACAUCAGUCGACAAUUUCCCGUUGGUAUGGAGAAUUUAAACUCACCCAGGAAAAUGUGAAUGCUGUGCUCAAACUCAUCAUUGAAGAUAGACAUGUGACAUAUCGCGAGAUUGAGGCAAAAUUAGUUUCUCAUUGGAAACCCCACCUGUUGACUGAAGAGCAGAAAGCAGCCAGGGUUAAUUGGUGUCAAAAAACGCUUGACCGUUUCAAUUCCGGAAACUCAAAAAAUAUGGUCGCAACAUUUGUGUCAAAAGCGGGUCAUAUUGCAACAAUUCCUCUUAAUGAUCAAAGAACUGUUACUGCGGAUUGGUAUACCACCAUUUGUUUGCCAAAAGUCAUCACCGAGCUUCGAAAAAUCAACCCCGAAAGAAGAAUCAUCCUCCACCAAGACAAUGCAAGCUCGCAAACAGCCCAAAAAACAAGGCAGUAUUUAACGGAAGCAAACGUGGAAUUAUUGGACCAUCCUCAAUAUAGUCCCGAUCUAAGUCCUAACGAUUUCUUUACUUUCUCGAAAAUUAAAAACAGACUGCGUGGUCAAAGGUUUCAGUCACCAGAAGAAGCAGUUGACGCAUUAAAAAAUGCCGUUUUGGAUCUGCCAGCAAACGAGUGGAAUAAGUGCUUCGAAAAUUGGUUCGAGCGCAUGCUGAUGUUUAUUAAUCUUCGUGGAGAAUACUUCAAAAAGCAAUAA